Molecule: messenger RNA, 366 nt
Organism: Symbiodinium sp. CCMP2592
Lineage: Eukaryota; Dinophyceae; Suessiales; Symbiodiniaceae
Source: the annotation of a GenBank genome assembly
AUGCCUCUGACGGUUGAAGUCAGCCUCAUAAGUGGCAAGAGGAUCUUUUUGGAGGUGGAACCGGAGGAAUCCGUGAAAUCUCUGCAGCUGCGCGCCCAGAAAGCUCUCGGAGCUGGCAGGGGUCGGCUCUUGAAUUCCGCUGGGUGCAUCCUGGAUGGACAAGCAGCUGUCAAAGAGGUUGGGCUGCAGAACGGUGAUCUGCUCACGCUUAAUAUUGCAAGAGUUCAACUGUCGUGUACUGCAAAUGCCUUUGGAGGAAUCCUGGGUGACGGAUCCCUUGUCACUUGGGGUGCUUUUGCCUGCGGUGGCGACAAGAGUCUUCUAGGGGAGCAUUCGCUGCAGUUCUGGCUGAUGGAUCCGUCGUGA